AAACUCCAAUGCAACCCUCUUGGGUCCCCUCCCUCUUUGGGAGUUUUGUACUAUCGUUCAAUAAACUCUGCUCUGCUGGUUACCACUCUUCCUCUGGUCUACCUCUUCAUUCUUUGUAGUGACAUGACCAAGAACCUUGGGCAUUAAAGGAAAAGAAAUCCCGAAAUAGUUUCUUGGGAGUUCAUCCAGGAUCUCCACCAUCUUAAAGGACAUCUAACUGUGUAUAGCAGAAAACGUCUCUCUCCAUUUUGUUAAAACAGUGGACACCCAUCAGUCACAUGGGCAACUGUAAUUCCCUGACCAACACCAGUACUCCUUUAAGAUGCAUCCUGAAUAUCUGGAAACAUUUUGACCUGCAAACCUUGAAGAAAAGGCAACUUUCUUUUGUUCCAAGGCAUGACCACAAUACAAAUUGGAGGAGAAGAGAUGGCCACCUCUGGGAGCUUUCACUGGGGAGGAGAGGUUAGAUCAAAGUCUGCUGUUUCUCUUGGAACAUCCAAUCAACAGUGACUGUUCAGCUGGGAUUCUUACUCACCACUUCUGCUGAGUGAUAUUUUUCACCAUGCACAGACUGGUCAAAUAACCCUCUUACAGCUUUUAAAGCUUCUCCUAUCAGCCCAGACUAUGAGUACUAGGGUCCAGGAAGCUGAUUUUCUGGUGCUGCCCCUAGUAUCUUUUCGGAGUCCCGGAGAGAAUUACAAACACCUCAGGUGUCGCACUCAGCAAACUGCAGCCACAGGACUUGAUCACAGGAAAUAUGCUUCGUAGAAGUUCAGACUCAGGUGUGGAAUUGCUAGAGUUCUGGAGAAGAUGCUGGUACUCAACUGUUCUACCAAAUUACUGAUCCUGGAAAAAAUGUUGAAGAGUUACUUCCCCGAAUCACUCAAGGUUUAUGGAGCAGUGAUGAACAUGAAUCGUGGGAAUCCCUUUCAGAAGGAGGUAGUGGUGGAUUCGUGGCCAGACUUCAAAGCUGUUAUCACCCGACGACAGAAAGAGGCUGAGACAGAUAACCUGGACCAUUAUUCUAAUGCCUAUGCUGUGUUCUACAAGGAUGUCAGGGCUUACCAACGCCUGUUGGCAGAACAUGAUGUUAUCAACUGGGAUCAAGUUUUUCAAAUACAAGGGCUGCAGAGUGAGUUACAUGAUGUUUCCAAAGCUGUUGCCAACUCAAAGCAGUUAGGUGUAAAGUUAACUUCCUUCAAGGCUGUUCAAUUUUUUCCUCAUCCACUUCUGCCGGACACCAGUUCUCUAAAGGGCUCUGCCCCACGACUAACUUACCUGAGUGUUGCUGAUGCUGAUCUACUCAACAGGACUUGGUCUAGGGGCGGCAAUGAACAGUGUCUCCGGUAUAUCACGAAACUCAUCUCUUGCUUCCCCAGUGUAUGUGUCCGGGAUGACAAGGGAAACCUGGUCUCUUGGUCUCUUACAGACCAGUUUUCCACCAUGUGCCAUGGCUAUACCCUGCCAGAGCAUCGCAGGAAAGGUUACAGCAAGCUGGUGGCCCUCACACUGGCCAGGAAGUUGCAAAGCCGGGGAUUCCCCUGUCAGGGCAACGUCCUAGAUGACAAUACAGCAUCCAUAAGCCUCCUGAAGAAUCUCGGGGCUGAGUUCUUGCCCUGUCGCUUUCAUAGGCUUAUUCUCACCCCUGCAGCUUUCUCUGGCUAAGUUUACCUCUAGCCCAUUGGAACUCCAGGAAUUUUCUUCUUUUCCCUGAACAUACGUACACUCUGUAGCUGGCAAAGAAGGGAAUGUUCCAACUGGAAUCAGAAGAAUUGAAAAGGGCCUGGAGAAGACACGCAGCACCAGCCUUAGAAACCUGCCUUCUCCCUGCGUCAGGGUUCUACAGGAAAUAACCAGGGGCCAGAGACAACAAUGGCUGAGAGGAGGAUAAUUAUCUUCCUUUGGGAUGCACCGCAGGAAAAAGGUUCAAAGCCAGAAGUUCUCAGCCUAGUUAUAGAAAUGACUGCAUGAGAACAGUGACUUAACACAGGAGCAUGUGGCUACGGCUUCCUUAUUGCUGCCUGGGUUUCUGCUCUGGGUUGUCACAGCCACACCAGCUCCCCACUACCGUAAAUAACACACCCCCAGCCUGCUGCAAUGUCUCUCUAAACUCUUCCUACCACUUCUGAUCCAGCUUCUCUGUAGAAUACCCUGCUUUUUCCCCUUUAGUGACUGGUUUCCCACUUCUGCUUACAACUCAAGCCUAUCGCCUUUCCUGGGGAAUGUUCCAGUGCAGUGGUUCUCACAUUUUCGUGCACUUCUGAAUCACCUGGAGGGCAGAUUGCAACACAGACUCUGGAGCCUCUUUCCCCACAACCCCUGAUUCAGUAAGUCUGCGGUAGGGCCCGAGAAAUGGCACUUCUAAAAAGUACCUACUGCUCAGUGGUCAUGGAUGGAGGAAAGAAGAUACAGGCAUUUUAAAUGGUAGAAACAGAUGGUGUCAGCAUAGGAUUAGACCUUACCUAUCACCUAUUCCAGCUUCCUUGUCUAUAAUCUGCUUUCUCAUUAGAAUCUAAGGUACAUCUGUAGGUGUGAAUGUGGGUAUGGAGAUGCACACAUAAAUGUACUCUCAUAGAUGCAUUAAUACAUAUACACAUUUCUUUCAUAUUUUAUAUAUGCAUAUGUAUAAACUCAGAAUUCUGAUAAGAUAAUAAACUUUAAUUCAUUGCAUAUGAAAAAUUGAAGGCUCGGGGAAAAUAAAUGACAUUUUAAAGAUAAUACAAUCAGUGUUAGACAUCGAUCCAGUAUGCUGUC
Messenger RNA from Lutra lutra (Eurasian river otter), 2754 nucleotides. It is a transcript of the gene GLYATL3, whose product is annotated as glycine-N-acyltransferase like 3. The transcript has 9 exons. Gene Ontology annotation, molecular function: glycine N-acyltransferase activity. The record is from RefSeq and is a predicted model, not a curated record. The coding region runs from base 811 to 1665 and encodes 284 amino acids. Gene Ontology annotation, cellular component: mitochondrion. NCBI's taxonomy places the organism in Eukaryota, Metazoa, Chordata, Mammalia, Carnivora, Mustelidae.